Molecule: messenger RNA, 1713 nt
Organism: Miscanthus lutarioriparius
Lineage: Eukaryota; Viridiplantae; Streptophyta; Magnoliopsida; Poales; Poaceae
Source: the annotation of a GenBank genome assembly
AUGGCGGCGCUUCCCCCCCUCCGCCGCCUCCUGGCCCUCCGAGGCCACCGCCGCCUCCUCUCCACCGCUCCUGCCGCCUCAUCCAGCAACCCCCCUACCCCAGAGGCCGUUCUCUACGACAUCCACAGCCUCUCCAAGGACCCCUCCCAAGCGCUCGCCGUCUUCCGCCGCUCCGCCGCCGCCGGCCAGCCCGUAAGCUCCGCGGCAUACAACCUCAUGCUCCGCACCCUCGCCUCCCACCCCUCCUCUGCCCAGCGCUAUUUCUGGCCCUUCCUCCGGGAGAUGCAGGAGGCUGGCCACUCCGUCGACCAGGGCACCUACCUCGCUGCUCUCGCAUCCUUCAAGAAGGCCAGCCUCACCGCCGACUACGCCUCCCUCACCGCGCACUACGACAAGUUCCGGAAGGGGGGCAAGUCCGCCGCCGCCGCCGCCGCCGCGGAGGCCGUCCGGGACCACGACUCCGCGGGCCUCGAUAGCAGGCUCGCUGACAUCGGUCUCCUUCCGCUCACGGAAACCACCGUCAUCACGGUGCUCCGGGAGCUGAGGGAGCAUCCGAUCAAGGCUCUCGCCUUCUUCAGAUGGGCUGAGCGGCAGCAGGGGUACACGCACAGUUCCGUGGCCUACAAUGCCAUGGCAAGGGUGCUCGGCCGGGAGGAGUCGGUCCCAGAGUUUUGGGACUUGAUCCGGGAAAUGAAGGCUGCCGGGAUGCACGUUGAUAUCGACACUUACCUCAAGCUGUCCAGGAACUUCCAGAAGCGGCACAUGGUCCGGGAGGCUGUGGAGCUGUAUGAGCUCAUGAUGGAUGGCCCUUUCAAGCCAGCCCAGCAGGAUGGACCCAUCAUCAUCAGGCGCAUCUCGCUGGGGCCGUCGCCGGACCUUGAGCUUGUCAAUCGGGUUGUCAACAAGUUUGAAGCCGUCUGGGGCGUCAAGACCAAGGAGUUGCUUGACGGGGUCCAUAGGGCACUUACCAGUAAUGAGAAGUUUGACAAGGCUGCAGAGAUUGUGCAAACAAUGAGGGACCAAGGCCACCAGCCGGACAAUGUUACAUAUAGCCAGUUGGUAUAUGGUCUUUGCAAGGCCGACAAGCUGGAGGAUGCUCGCAAGGUGCUUGAUGAAAUGGAGGCCGAAGGGUGUGUCCCAGAUUUGAAGACUUGGACCUUGUUGAUCCAAGGGUACUGUUCAGCUGGGGAUGUGGACAGAGCUGUGCAGUACUUCACUGAGAUGAUCGAGAAGGGCUUGGACGCGGAUGCCGAUUUGCUGGAUGUGAUAUUGAAAGGUCUGUGUAGCCAUGAAAAGGUUGAAGAGGCUUACUCUUUGUUUGUUGAGAUGGUGGAUAAGGCUGAGUUGAGGCCUUGGCAAGGCACUUACCGGCGUCUAAUUGGUGACUUGCUGAGGGUAAACAAACUUGACGAGGCACUGGCCCUUCUGAAGACAAUGAAAACCUGCAAGUUCCCACCUUUCGCAGACCCAUUCCCUCCUUACAUUGCCAAGCAUGGGACGGUUGAAGAUGCAAGGAACUUUUUCAAGGCCUUGACAGUGAAUACUUCUCCAGCACCUGCUGCCUACCUGCAUGUUCUCAAGUUGUUCUUUGCGGAGGGAAGAUAUUCUGAAGCUCAAGAUUUACUGUACAAAUGCCCUAACCACAUCCGCAAGCACCCCCAUGUCACCAAACUGUUUGAAUCAAUAAAAGUUGAGAGUGCCUCUGCCUCUUGA